Messenger RNA from Mus musculus (house mouse), 7227 nucleotides. RefSeq names its product glutamate receptor, ionotropic, kainate 5 (gamma 2) (gene Grik5). The transcript is spliced from 20 exons. The record is from RefSeq and is a predicted model, not a curated record. Gene Ontology annotation, molecular function: ligand-gated monoatomic ion channel activity involved in regulation of presynaptic membrane potential; glutamate-gated receptor activity; monoatomic ion channel activity. Gene Ontology annotation, biological process: monoatomic ion transmembrane transport; regulation of presynaptic membrane potential; ionotropic glutamate receptor signaling pathway. Gene Ontology annotation, cellular component: presynaptic membrane; kainate selective glutamate receptor complex; membrane. Bases 4269 to 6707 code for a protein of 812 amino acids. NCBI's taxonomy places the organism in Eukaryota, Metazoa, Chordata, Mammalia, Rodentia, Muridae.
CUCUGGCUGUCCUGGAAUUCACUUUGUAAAACAGGCUGGCCUUGAACUCAGAAAUCCACCUGCCUCUGCCUCCCGAGUGCUGGGAUUAAAGGUGUGCGCCACCAUACCCGGCUUUUGUUUUUGUUUUUAUCUCUGAAAAGGGAUGCUAGUCUUUGUCCCGGGUUUUCGAGACACUAAGUAAAUACUGCUAUAUAGAAAUUAAUUUUUGUUGGGCAGUGGUGGCACACACCUUUCCAGCACUUGGCAGAAGCAGGUGGAUUUCUGAGUUAAAGGCCAGCCUGGUCUACAGAGUGAGUUCCAGGACAGCCAGGGCUACACAGAGAAACCCUGUCUGACACCCCCCCCCCAAAAAAGAAAAUAAUUGUUGAGACAGCAUCUCUAUGUAACCCUGAAACUCGUAUGUAGUCCAGGCUGGUCUCAAGAGAUCCCCCUGCUUCUGUCUGCCUGCUGGGAUUAAUGGCAUGCAUCACUACACAUGGCUCGAGGACUUACUUUUAGUAUCUGAUUAGUAUCUUGAGGUGCCUAGUGGUAACUGACAUCCAAGUGUGUUAGGUGACAAUGGAAAUUCUGCCCAGUGCUUUUCAUUCAUUAUUUAAUUCUACCAGUCCUCUCAGAGACAGUUACCAUGAGGUGCUAAGAAACAGGCCGGGAGAAGUCAUGUGUCCAGGUUCCCACGGGGAGAGAAGAAAGCCAUCAUUCCACCCCAAGAGAUGGUUCCCUAGGUCUAUACUCAGUUCCCCGGUGGGUGGAUUGUUUGGGAUCAAAGGGUGAAUGGUUGACUUCAGGAAGAGCAAAGCAAAGGAUGGGGGAAGGGAAAGGGGGAAGGGGAAGACAGCAGAUUUUUAAAGUAAAAGAUUAAGGUAGGAGGUAGUGAGCCCUAAGGUUUGGGCCUAGCUGUUUGCUAGUGUAGUUUGGAUUUGCCCUUGGGGUGAAAUCGCCUGUGUAGGAGCCCAAGUGCAGACCAGACUGAGCUCUUGGCAGGCUCUGGGCCUGCAGGUAGUGUUUUGUUCCUGCUGAGGCCCCCUUUUCCCUCUUGAGGUCCCAGCUUAGCUUCUCAGGCUCCUCUCUCUAAAACCGCUCGGGCAUCCCAACUUAAUUUGGGCUGCCUACGUCCUUUCUCUGCAGAGGAAACCUGUUCGGGUCAGACACUGUGCUGUGGUAGCACUGGACUGGACCUUUUGGGACAGAUUAUGUUUAGAGAGGGUGGAUAAUACCAUCCCUGGAUCAGCAAAGAUACGGAGAGGCAGGCAUGAAGUACUGGCCUCAGGCUUGGCUAGAACGGAAUGUGGGUGUUAAGGAGACUGUGGAUGUUAACCCUAGAAGGAUAAAGAGGCAUGGACAAGUUUGGUGGUCCUACAGGGUCAGAUAUAUUAUGUCACAUGUUGUUGGGCAUGUCCCACGAAGUCAGAGCUCACCAAGCCAGACCUGCAAUACUCUGAGUUGCCACGUGCCAACUGUGUGUGCGAGGCAUGUGGUCACAUGUGCUGGGGGCUGCACGUGAGAGUGUCAGUGUCUCCUCCCCAUCACGAGCAUGGGGGUGGUGGUGAGUCACGGGCUCAGCCUUCAGCGCCAACUGUCAUGUUCCUUCCCCCCAAAUUUCACCCCCCAACACACACACCCAGCCCUGCACCACCCACCCCCACUUGAAGAUCUGUGUGGAUUUUCUGUUCCAUCCCCCUGCCCUUCUGGGCUUUCUCAGGGAGACGGCAGUAUUCCUUAAGAAAGGGUGCUUCUCUCAGCUCUGCCAUCUUGUCACCCCCUCCCACUGCCUCACUGCUCAGGUGACUAAAAGAUGAGGGCCUCUUCUGGCUUCCCACUCAUCUCCACGGGUCCCCAGGAGUUCUCUGUGCACAAUGGAGAAUCCCUUCCUCCCCUCAACAUCUUGAGCCCGUUUCCAGAGGCUUCCCAGUUCUAUGUCUCCCAGCUUGCCAUGCCUGCCUCAGUGGUCCUCUCAUGUCUAUGAGCCACGUGACUGUCUCUGUGGGUCUCCUGUACCCAUGGGGCUGUCUCCAUCAGGAGACCUCUCCUAGCUUACUGGGCCCCGUGUAUGCUUCCUGGUUGCUCCUUCUGUGUAUGGCUCCCUAUUCUGAGGAGUCUUUCUGUCUCUGGCCUCUGCCACCUUCAAACACCUCUGUGUCCUAUAUGCUGUUCUCUUGUCCUCAGGUGGCUUGCUUUUCCAUGGCUGGCUUUCCUUGGCCUUGUGGAGUUUGUGGGCCUUGGCCCACCUCUCUUGGGUCUUGAUGGCUGGCUGUCUCUUUCCCUGCAUUUUUCUCCAUCUCUGUAGUCCUCUCUCCCCAUCUCUAGGCCCUUCCCUCAGUUCUCCCCACCAAUGCCUCUCAGCUCCAUGGGCUCCAGAAUCCUGGGCUGCCUGGGCAGGGCGGUGGCAUGGUGUGGUUGGAGGGGGUGGCCCCGGGGGUUGGCCCUUCAUCCAAUGCAGCUCGCUCUUCUCAUCAGCAUUCUCCUCGCAGGGCCCCCCAGCCCGACCAAUACGAUCUCCCCCUCCUCUGCUUCCCUCCCUCCUUGCUCCCUGCCUGCCUGCCUCCCUCCCUCCUGCCCGCCCUCCUCCCUGCCUCCCUCCCUUCAUCUCUCCCCUCCACCACCACCACCACCACCAUCACCACCACCACCACCACCACCACCACCCCACCCCCCCGCGCUCCAGGACUCAGCGCGGGCGGGCGGGCAGGCGGCGGCCUAGGAGGGGAGAAGGAGCAGUGGCGGCAGCGGUAGUAGCGGCCGGCAGCAAGGAGGCAGGCCCGGCUGGGGACACGGAGCCGCCAGCGGCUGCCGCUCACAGGGGACCAGAGUGUGCGGCCAGGCCCUCCCACCGAGAGCCGGCGGGCCCCGGGACACCCCACCCUCCUCCGCCUUCCCGUUCCACCUGCUUCUCUCCAUCCUCUCCUCCCACCUCAUCUCGCCACCUCGUCUGCCUCCCUUCUUGGUCUCACCAGGGCUGCCAGUUGCUCUGUCCUCGCUAGCCCCUUCAUUGACCGGCCUCUCCUGGCCCUCAAGCAUGUUUUUCCCGUGGGGACUGAGGGGUUGAGGACUCCCGGCCCUAGCCUCAUCCAGGGCAGGGCCAAGGCUCUGGGGGGAGGGGGGGGAAGGGGGCGGCCCCCUCCCCCCCAGCAGGCCCUCCCCUCCCCCACUUCCCCCCGAUGGCUGGCUUUCUUUUCUCCACCCAGUCCUCACCCCCAGUGCCCCCCCCAGGCCGGCCCGGCUAGGGGAGGGGGCGGGGGCCCUUUCCUGGGCCGGCUUCCCCCUCCCCCGGCUUUGCCUGUGCCCCCCUCCCUUCCGUUUUCACCUUCCUCUCCUCCUUUCCUCCCUCCUUCCCCUCCGUUUGCUCCUUCCCCCUCUCCUCUCUCCCCUUCUCUCCUCCAUUUUCUCCUUUCCCCUUCCUCCCCUCCUGGCCCGCCCUUUGCUUUUCCACCUGUCCUUCCUCCCCGCUGCUGGGGAGACACCGUUUUGGAUUAGUUGGGGGCCACCGCCGGCGGCGGGGGAGGGGGCCCAGUGGACUGCCCUCUCCCCCGGCCCCAGCCUCACCAGCACCCAGCAUCGGAGCACCUCCUGGUUGUCGUUCCUCGGGCCUCGAGGGAGCCCAGCCCUCCGUCCCACCAGGAUCCGUGGCGAGUGGGGGCCGCGGCAGCUGCGUCCCCAUGAGGAGGGGAGGAAGAUGCCGGCUGAGCUGCUGCUGCUGCUGAUAGUCGCCUUCGCCAAUCCCAGCUGCCAGGUGCUGUCAUCACUGCGCAUGGCUGCAAUCCUGGACGACCAGACCGUGUGUGGCCGUGGUGAGCGUCUGGCCCUGGCCCUGGCCCGAGAGCAGAUCAAUGGGAUCAUCGAGGUCCCAGCCAAGGCCAGAGUGGAAGUAGACAUCUUUGAGCUGCAGCGGGACAGCCAGUACGAGACCACGGACACCAGUGAGCGGGGCCUCAGGGGCGUGGGUGUGUCAGAUCCUGCCCAAGGGGGUUGUAUCUGUCUUGGGACCCUCCUCCAGCCCAGCUUCUGCCUCCACCGUGAGCCAUAUCUGUGGGGAGAAGGAGAUUCCCCACAUCAAGGUGGGUCCUGAGGAGACGCCCCGCCUUCAGUACCUUCGCUUCGCAUCUGUCAGCCUGUACCCCAGUAAUGAAGAUGUCAGCCUGGCAGUCUCCCGAAUCCUCAAGUCCUUUAACUACCCCUCAGCUAGCCUCAUCUGCGCCAAGGCUGAGUGCCUGCUGCGGCUAGAAGAACUGGUGCGAGGCUUCCUCAUCUCCAAGGAGACACUGUCCGUGAGGAUGCUUGAUGACAGCCGGGACCCCACGCCGCUACUCAAGGAGAUCCGAGAUGACAAAGUGUCCACCAUCAUCAUUGAUGCCAAUGCGUCCAUCUCCCACCUUGUCCUCCGCCUGUCUCUAAAUCUCUCUUCCCCUCUUGGGUUCCCCCGUUCUCUGCCUCUCGGCCUCUCCUGUGUUCUCCAGGCUUCGGAGCUGGGAAUGACCUCAGCGUUUUACAAGUACAUCCUCACCACCAUGGACUUUCCCAUCCUGCAUCUGGAUGGUAUCGUGGAGGACUCCUCCAACAUCCUGGGCUUUUCCAUGUUCAACACCUCCCACCCCUUCUACCCAGAGUUUGUGCGCAGCCUCAACAUGUCCUGGAGGGAGAACUGUGAAGCCAGCACCUAUCCUGGCCCUGCGCUGUCCGCAGCCCUGAUGUUUGACGCUGUGCACGUGGUGGUAAGCGCUGUCCGAGAACUGAACCGAAGCCAGGAGAUUGGCGUCAAGCCACUGGCCUGCACUUCGGCCAACAUUUGGCCCCAUGGGACCAGCCUUAUGAACUACCUUCGAAUGGUAGAGUAUGACGGGCUGACCGGGCGGGUUGAGUUCAACAGCAAAGGGCAGAGGACCAACUACACACUACGCAUCCUGGAGAAGUCCCGCCAGGGCCACCGUGAGAUAGGGGUGUGGUACUCUAACCGGACCCUGGCCAUGAAUGCCACCACCCUGGACAUCAACCUGUCACAGACUCUAGCCAACAAGACUCUGGUGGUCACAACUAUCCUGGAGAACCCGUAUGUUAUGCGCCGGCCCAACUUCCAGGCCUUGUCAGGGAAUGAGCGCUUCGAGGGCUUCUGCGUGGACAUGCUCAGGGAGCUGGCCGAGCUGCUGCGCUUCCGAUACCGCCUGCGGUUGGUAGAGGACGGACUCUACGGGGCACCUGAGCCCAACGGUUCCUGGACAGGCAUGGUUGGAGAACUCAUCAACCGGCAGAAGGCAGACCUGGCUGUGGCAGCCUUCACCAUCACCGCCGAGAGGGAGAAGGUCAUCGACUUCUCCAAGCCCUUCAUGACCCUGGGGAUCAGCAUCCUCUACAGGGUGCACAUGGGCCGCAAGCCUGGCUACUUCUCCUUCCUGGACCCCUUCUCCCCUGCCGUGUGGCUCUUCAUGCUUCUUGCCUACCUGGCUGUCAGCUGUGUCUUGUUCCUGGCUGCCAGGCUGAGCCCUUAUGAGUGGUACAACCCACACCCGUGUCUCCGGGCGCGUCCCCAUAUCCUGGAGAACCAGUACACGCUGGGCAACAGCCUCUGGUUCCCCGUGGGUGGCUUCAUGCAGCAGGGCUCGGAGAUCAUGCCGCGGGCACUGUCCACACGCUGUGUCAGCGGAGUCUGGUGGGCCUUCACCUUGAUCAUCAUCUCCUCCUACACGGCCAACCUGGCUGCCUUCCUCACGGUGCAGCGCAUGGAGGUGCCGGUGGAGUCGGCUGACGACCUGGCGGAUCAGACCAACAUUGAGUACGGCACUAUCCACGCUGGCUCCACCAUGACCUUCUUCCAGAACUCGCGGUACCAGACGUACCAGCGGAUGUGGAACUACAUGCAAUCGAAGCAGCCCAGCGUGUUUGUCAAGAGCACAGAGGAGGGAAUCGCCCGCGUCCUCAACUCCCGCUAUGCCUUCCUGCUGGAGUCCACCAUGAACGAGUACCACAGGCGCCUCAAUUGCAACCUCACCCAGAUCGGGGGCCUCCUCGACACCAAGGGCUACGGCAUCGGCAUGCCGCUGGGCUCCCCUUUCCGGGAUGAGAUCACACUGGCCAUCCUGCAGCUCCAGGAGAACAACAGGCUGGAGAUCCUGAAGCGCAAGUGGUGGGAGGGCGGCCGGUGCCCCAAGGAGGAGGACCACAGGGCCAAAGGUUUGGGCAUGGAGAACAUUGGCGGCAUUUUUGUCGUGCUGAUCUGUGGCCUCAUCAUUGCUGUCUUCGUGGCGGUCAUGGAGUUCAUCUGGUCCACGCGGAGGUCAGCGGAGUCCGAGGAGGUGUCGGUGUGCCAGGAGAUGCUGCAGGAGCUACGCCACGCCGUGUCUUGCCGAAAGACCUCGCGUUCCCGCCGGCGCCGGCGCCCUGGUGGCCCGAGCCGGGCCCUGCUGUCGCUGCGCGCAGUCCGCGAGAUGCGACUCAGCAACGGCAAGCUCUACUCGGCCGGCGCGGGCGGGGACGCGGGCGCGCACGGGGGUCCGCAGCGCCUCCUGGACGACCCCGGACCUCCUGGGGGACCCCGGCCCCAGGCUCCCACGCCCUGCACGCACGUGCGCGUCUGCCAGGAGUGCAGGCGCAUCCAGGCGCUGCGAGCUUCGGGGGCCGGGGCGCCCCCACGUGGCCUGGGCACCCCAGCCGAAGCCACCAGCCCGCCUCGGCCGCGGCCAGGCCCCACCGGACCCCGCGAGCUGACCGAGCACGAAUGACCGUGGACGGGGCCGGGCGUGCGCCCCGACUGACUGCAGGGACGCGAUGCGCCCCAGACGGACAGGACGCCGCGAUUUUGCCUUCAAUUCCUGGUGAAGUCCGAGCCCGGCUCCGGAGCAGGCCUGCGCCUCCUAGUGGACUUGAGCAAGGGUGUCGCGGACGCCCGCAUUCUAUCCCGCACCGUGGACGGGAGGAGCGCAGAGACCGAGGACUCUAAGGGCCACGGACUGUGGGGGCUGCUCCCGGAGUUGGAAAGCGGUCCGCGGGGAGGACCCCAACCUGGGACUGCCCAGAUGCCCCAAGACUUGACACGGCUCUCCACACUUCUGGAGGUGGGGAGGGCCUCUGGACAUGUGGGUGUCCCCUGGUGCCCCUCUCUUCUCUUUCUCUCUUUUUUGGGGGGAGAAACCUCAGAAAUUUCUAUGAGACGCCCCCAGGGAGAGGGUCUCUUGGGCCCCUAUACCUCCCCCUGCCACAUCCCAGUCCUGUUGGAAUAAAAAAAAGAACAAAACCCCAAAA